Molecule: messenger RNA, 656 nt
Organism: Chara braunii
Lineage: Eukaryota; Viridiplantae; Streptophyta; Charophyceae; Charales; Characeae
Source: the annotation of a GenBank genome assembly
GGGAGAUAGCAUAACCGUGACAUUGCGGACUGGGCGAACGGUUUGUGAACACGACAUCUCCCUCGAGAACAUCCAUACCCGGAGAUGGGUGUCUUCUGUCCGGAAAAGGCUGCGUCACUCACGUGACGCUCUGCGACAGUGCUGUGACGACCUCGUCGUCAAGAACAUGCAGAUACGACGACAGAUAGAUGGAUGGAGACUGAUGGCGGAUGAUAUGCGGGCGAGAUUUGAUCAUAGUUCCCGUGCGUUGCAAGAGGCGGUGCAAGAGAGAGACGAUGCCUUGGCAAGGUUGGAGGCUGCCGAAGCAGAACUGCAGGUUGCACGUUCCCAGGCAGAAACGACGUGGAGGUUCUACGACGAACUGCUGAACGGGGGGGGUGGAUGGAAGGUGGAGGACAACGAGCUGAGUACCAAGUUUGAAUCUUUGUCUGUCUCAGAUAAGGGCAAGGAGAGGGAAGCUUCCACUUCGGAACCGUCGUCGUGUGCAUCCUACAAUGAGAUUCGCGCAACCCUGGCGGAGAAGGAUAGACAGAUCACAGUUUUACWAAUGCAGAAMGAGAUCCUUCACUACCCGCCUUCRUUUUGGGAGRAGUGCGAAAGCCGACGCACCUACCUAGGGCCCUAGGGGCCCUGCGCAGAUACAGCUAACAGCCCAG